This is a messenger RNA of Polyodon spathula (Mississippi paddlefish), 3408 nucleotides long. RefSeq names its product deoxythymidylate kinase (thymidylate kinase) (gene dtymk). The record is from RefSeq and is a predicted model, not a curated record. The transcript is spliced from 5 exons. Bases 322 to 960 code for a protein of 212 amino acids. Gene Ontology annotation, molecular function: ATP binding; dTMP kinase activity. Lineage: Eukaryota; Metazoa; Chordata; Actinopteri; Acipenseriformes; Polyodontidae. Gene Ontology annotation, cellular component: cytoplasm; cytosol; mitochondrion. Gene Ontology annotation, biological process: dTTP biosynthetic process; dUDP biosynthetic process; dTDP biosynthetic process.
CUUGUUAUUUGCAAGUCAUUUUUUAAUUGUUUGUGUUUUGCACUUCUGAGGGUCACCGUAGUACACGAUAACGUAUUACGUAAUAAAUCACCGUACUUAUGAUGUCAUUCUGUGUAAAGUUAAAGAGCUGAAUAACUGCUGUGCAAAAAACAGGACCCACAUACCGCCCCCAGUCCACCUGUGUUCCUGGUUGAUUCUGUUGGUUUCCACGAAAACUAGGACCCUAUAUAUAUAGCGCGGGAGCUGCUGUCAACCCCGGAUUGACAGACAUUUGUACUUGUGUGCAGUUAGCUCCAGUGUUAACAUUUAUUUUCCCGCAGAAUGGCGUGCCGGAGAGGAGCGUUGAUAGUUCUGGAAGGCGUUGAUCGUGCAGGGAAAACCACACAAUGCAAGAAGCUUGUGCAGGCACUGCAACAGUGCGGACAGCGGGCUGAAAUGCUCAGGUUCCCGGACAGGACCACAGAAAUUGGGCAGCUGAUUAACUCCUACUUGGAGAAAAAGAGCAACCUGGAAGACCACGCCAUCCACCUUCUCUUUUCUGCAAACCGCUGGGAGCAAGUACCUCUAAUUAAAGAAAAACUGGAGCAGGGCGUGAAUGUCAUAGUGGACAGAUAUGCAUUUUCAGGGGUGGCUUUCACAAGUGCCAAGCCGGGGUUCAGUCUGGAUUGGUGUAAGUUCCCGGAUGUAGGUCUCCCGAAGCCGGAUCUGGUUCUCUUCCUGCAGCUUAGCCCAACAGAUGCGGCGCGGCGCGGGCAGUUUGGCGCUGAACGCUAUGAGAACACCGACUUCCAGAAGGCAGUGCAGGAGCACUUUCAGCAGCUCAUGAGUGACCGCAGCGUCAACUGGAAGGUGAUUGACGCGUGCAAGAGUGUAGAAGAUUUGCAUGAGGAGAUCAAGUCUCACAGCAAAGCCGCCAUGGACACUGCCGCAUGCCAGCCUAUCGGAGAGCUGUGGAAAUAAGGCUAAGCCAAUCCCAGACCUGGAAAUAAUUUAGCUCUGCAGCAUUUUAAAGUUUCAAAAUCAUUUGGAUUAAUUUCAGUAGCCUUCUGACUAAAAGGUCAUUUUACAGCGCCCAAGGUCUUUCGUUGAUCUUAAGAGCAGUGAGUCUCAAUUCAGAUGCUGCUGAGAUCAAGAAAGUGCUUGGAAUUCCAUUUAAGAGAAUGUCAAACUAGGUGGGAGGGAGGGCAUGGUUGCUUAAGCAGGUUUGCAGGGAGCUUGCACAGACAACAAAGAAGUUCUUUCCCAGAGGACAUUUUUAGGUUAGCUAUACCAGUAUCAAUAAAAAAAGAUAACUGGAAUUUGUUGGAUAUUGUAAAAACUGUCAGACAGCAGUAUUUGCCUGGAGCAGAGGGAUAUUGGUCUGUUUUAAAUGACUUUAAUGUAACCUUUGUCUGAUUCACUGUUAUGUGAUGUUUCCAGGAUCUUUACUGUGCAAACUUUGGCUCAUAUUCUGGGUAGAGGACAAUGGGUGGCGGUGACCGAGUGGAGUAUAAGAAAUGGCCCUCGUCAGGGUGUGGUGGGGUGGUGGGAAGACUCCUAAAAAACAAAUACAGUUAAGUAUAAGAUGUUUAGUAUGUGUUCAGAAGCACAUACAGUAAUCAAUGUGGUAUCUGUUAGGUUGGUACAUUCCAUGUUGCUGUUUACAUGCUUUGUUAUGUUAUCACUGGGUUUUUUUUUUUUACCUUCUCAACGCGGGUUUGUUUAUUUUAACCCCAUCACAGUCUCUUCUUCAGGUUCAUUUGUGGCAGCCCAACCAAUACUUUCCAGUUUUACUCUGAGGCCCCUUUUAAAAUGUCCAACAGCCCUUAUCCCCCCUAUAGUUUGUGUUGUACUUUUUAUUGGCUAUGUAAAGAUUACUUACUUUUGUUACAGCUAAUCUCUUGAGCUUGCCCACUGAAAUAAUGUGAGAACUAGGUUUUAUUAACUAGUGCAGUAUUUUGAAAGUGGAUCCUUUAGUUGUAUGGGUUGAACAGUAAUCUGCGUCUUAGUUAUGGAAAAUGUUAUGGAUUAAAAUAUAUGAUUGCUGAAGCUGAUGAACUGGAAAUGUGAAAAUCUAUAAACAUUACUACUGUCUUUGGGCAAAUGGAACACCUUAGAAAUGUAAUAAUGUAGACUGUGUUUUGAGAAGACAUCGAUACUGCUAUGAACAUGAGAACAAAACUUACGAACGAGAAGAGGCCAUCUGGCCCGUCCUAAGCUCGUCCAGUUCCUAUAAGCUAAUUGAUCUCAAAACCUUGUCCAGUCUGUUCUUACAGAGGAGCCAGUGAUUCUGCCUCAACAACAUGACUGGGUAACCCAUUCCAUACCUUCACUAUUCUGUGUGAAGACGUGUCUCCUUUCCUCUGUCUCAAGUCUAUCUCCACUUAUUGUCUUCUAAAAUGGUUUUCUAUCUCUGAGAAAAAUGUUUGUUCUUCAGAUGUGUAUUAGUGAGUGAGCUGAUUCACUAAGUGCAGUGGUAGCUCAAAACACAUUUUCUAGGAAAGACAAACUACUGGGAACAAGUCAUUUAUUGUUCACUAAUACUGUGUAUUGGUAUCCAUGACCACAGCAUUCUGUCUUUAAUGAAGGCGUUGAAAAAGACUUUAGUCAAAAUGUUUGACAGUGAAUUUUGUGUUUAUUUUGGUAUUUCUAACAUCUUCAAAAGGCAAAAGAUUUUAAAAAGCAGUAUGUACCCCAAGUGCAAACCAUUUAUUAAUGACAGAAUGACUGGGUGGGAUAUCUGUUCAUCAUUUUACCGCAACAAUGGAAUAAUUAUAUCUACAGGGUUGCCAACAUAUUUAUAAACACAGUAAUGAAUGCCACAUCUCUUGUCGUUGGAUAUUCCAAGACAAUUGAUACAAUGUGGGUUACUGGUAGACGGCUUGCUCAUGUUGUGUUAUUUAAAGUUUAAUUGUAGCUAACAAAAUAGUUCCUUAUAGUUUGCUAUGCAUAUCAAUUAAUUAUAAAGGUCUCAGAAAUGCAUUUUUGAAAGCAAUACAUUUUUAGCAAAUAUGUAUUUUGAUUUUAAAACAGGAUAUCUGGUUCUACAGUAGGUUAAAUAAAUCUGUUUGCAACUAAGCUUUCAGUCUUGCAGUUCCUGGAGCGUGAAAUGUUCCCACCCCAUCACUGGCUUAAUUCCUGUCGAUAACCAAUCCAUUGCUUCCACUAUUAAAUCCACUAGCAACAUGGUCUGACACAGAUGUCACUGCUGGGUGAAAAAAUCCAAGGAGGUUGAGCAGUAACUUAAGGCUUCCUGAAAGGCAAGCAAACUCUCUAUAACCUGUUGUAAUGCUGUUUUUAGUUUGCUAGAACACGUGUUUCUUUCAUAACAGCUCGUUUAAGACCAUGUAAGUAAUGAAAAUGCAAAAUGGGUAAGAUUUAUGGAGCUAUUUUGUUACUUUAUGGGAAGACAAUCCUUAAAUGCAGUUC